AAGCCGAAUAUAGCCAUUAUGGCGGGCAAGUAUAGCUGUGGCCAAGUUACUUUGUCAUAUUGUUUCUCUAAUGUUUUACUUUCAUGCGCUGGCAUACGUAGCUCAGCUCCACUUCUAUGUUAUGGGCUGGGCGAAGGAGCAGGAGCCAGCAAUAACUGUGAAGCAACUGGUAUUGCAACCAGCAUCAUUCUACUCGGAUGCUCUGUGAAGUGAUUGUGAACACAUAUAAAGUCCGAAACUGGGCUCAUAGAGUCAUUACUCACUUCGAUAUAUUCAAAUAUAGUUAUCCCUUGGUAUGGAUAGAAAGUGUCUUAUGCUGAUCGAAA
Molecule: messenger RNA, 326 nt
Organism: Aspergillus pseudonomiae
Lineage: Eukaryota; Fungi; Ascomycota; Eurotiomycetes; Eurotiales; Aspergillaceae
Exons: 1
Coding region: 19-213 (64 amino acids)
Source: RefSeq, a predicted model, not a curated record